Molecule: messenger RNA, 2835 nt
Organism: Siniperca chuatsi (mandarin fish)
Lineage: Eukaryota; Metazoa; Chordata; Actinopteri; Centrarchiformes; Sinipercidae
Gene: pax3a
Product: paired box 3a
Exons: 9
Coding region: 261-1727 (488 amino acids)
Biological process (GO): anatomical structure development; regulation of transcription by RNA polymerase II
Molecular function (GO): DNA-binding transcription factor activity, RNA polymerase II-specific; RNA polymerase II cis-regulatory region sequence-specific DNA binding
Source: RefSeq, a predicted model, not a curated record
CCAUCCUCUCAAACCAUCCUCUCAAUCCUCGCAGGACUGUCUGAUUUAAGCUCUCACCUCACCGCUGGAUACCAGUCAACAACACUGCUGAGGGAUUCAGACUUCUCUUGUCGAGGCAACCUGUUACUCAAGGAACGGGAGGCUGCACCGCGUCUGUAUAGAGGGGGCGAAAUAUUACAACAAACAAAAAGGGCUUUUUGUGGGAUUAAAAGCGAAAGGCAGCUUCACUGAAACUGUUACCUGACAGAAAGUCAGGGAUCAUGACAGCGCUUGCAGGAGGCUUACCGAGAAUGAUGAGACCAACUCCUCACCAGAACUAUACGCGGGGAGGAUACUCUCUGGAAGUCUCCACUCCGUUGGGACAGGGUCGGGUCAACCAGCUCGGCGGUGUCUUCAUAAACGGCAGACCUCUCCCCAACCAUAUCCGCCAUAAAAUCGUGGAGAUGGCCCAUCACGGUGUCCGGCCGUGUGUCAUCUCCCGUCAGCUGCGGGUGUCCCACGGCUGCGUCUCCAAAAUCCUCUGCCGGUACCAGGAGACAGGCUCCAUCAGGCCGGGGGCCAUCGGAGGCAGCAAGCCAAAGCAAACCGCUUCUCCAGAGGUGGACAAGAAAAUCGAAGAGUACAAGAGAGAAAACCCGGGCAUGUUCAGCUGGGAAAUCAGGGACAAAUUACUGAAAGAUGGGAUCUGCGACAGGAACAACGUUCCCUCAGUGAGCGCAAUCAGUCGCAUCAUGCGGUCUAAGUUCGGCGGAGUUGGUGAUGAUGAAGAGGAGGAUGAUGAAGUGGUGAAGAGAGAGAUGGAGGAACACGAAUCACGGACAAAACACAGCAUCGAUGGCAUUCUGGGAGACAGAUCCAGCCACUCGGAUGAGGGCUCCGACGUGGACUCAGAGCCAGGCCUGCCUCUGAAGAGGAAGCAGCGUCGCAGUCGGACCACCUUCACAGCGGAGCAGCUGGAGGAGCUGGAGAGGGCCUUCGAACGCACACACUACCCCGACAUCUACACGCGGGAGGAGCUGGCUCAGCGGGCCAAGCUGACAGAGGCUCGAGUUCAGGUGUGGUUCAGCAACAGAAGAGCCCGGUGGAGGAAGCAAGCAGGAGCCAGUCAACUGAUGGCAUUUAACCACCUCAUCCCCGGCGGUUUUCCUCCAUCAGCUAUGUCAGGCCUGCAGCCCUAUCAGCUGUCCGACAGCCCCUACACUCCUACUUCUAUGGCUCAAGCAGCAUCCGAGCAGCCCAGUACAGUCCACCGACCGCAGCCUCUGCCCCCCACCUCCGUGCACCAGAGUGGGCUCAGCUCGUCAGCAGGCUCCCAGGAUGGAAGCUCUGCGUACUGCCUGUCUUCUGGACGUCACAGCUUCUCAGGAUACUCGGACAGCUUUGUGGCCCCGACAGGACACACCAACACUGUCAACCCCACCAUCAGCAACAGCCUCUCACCACAGGUAAUGGGCCUAUUGAACCCAGGUGGAGUGCCACAUCAGUCCCAGAGUGACUUUGCCCUCUCCCCACUGACCGGAGGCCUGGAGCCUAACGGUGGCAUGGCUGCCAGCUGUCACGGUUCCCAGCGCCUGGAGGCUCUACCAGGCCUGACCAGUAUGCCCACCCUGCCUAGCACCCAGUCUUACUGCCCACCUUCCUACACCUCCCCAGGCUAUGCCAUGGACCACCAUCCAUCCUACCAGUAUGGACAAUACAGUCAGAGCAAGGUGCCUUUCAUUAUUUGAAGCCCGCAACAUCACCUGAACAGGAGGCUUCCCGGCCAGUCUGACAUUCAUCGCCAGAGAACACCCCCACCCGCUGCCUUUGCCGAACCUCCCCAGCCCAGAGGACAGUGUGAGAGAGAUUGGGUGGGUGAAGGGGUUGAGGUUUUCUCCUUCAGCAGGGGAACCAGUCGAGAUGGAGGUGUAGCGAUGGCGAUGGAGGGGGUUGACUGGAAUAAUUAGGACCAAAGCCGCAGCCUCUCCUGUUACCUGGCAGUCGCUUUGCUUGUGCGUCACGUCAUGCUCCGAGGGCCAAGCACGGUUCGUUGUCCAUGCUUAAAGAGGAAAAGAAGAGGGGUGGGGAAAGGGGAGUAAAUACAUUCAAGAUUCUGUAUUUGAUUUUUGUAAUAAGUGGCAGAGAUGCAAGUUGAGGUGGACUUGGUUAGCCCCCCUGUGCUUCGCUUCAUCACAAUGUCUUAAGGAAAAUAAUAUUUACUGUACCUUGAUGUGAUUCUUGUAUAAGACAUUGGAGAUAAAACUAUGACUACACCGGGAAAACCAGCAGAAAGGCAUGAAUCGAGGCGGAGUGGAGUCAUAGUGGAACCACUGCAACCCAAAGAAAGUGCAAUACAUUCAUACCUCAUGUGAUGUAAAUGAACACGGAUCAAAUGCCCCUGAUUAUACCCUCAAAAACAUGCUCUCUCUUUUUAAUGUCAUUCAUUUUGGGUUGUGUGCAUUGAUCAAUCAGGGGAAGUCAUCAAGCGAUGAAAAAUAGCAAACGUAGUGGUGAUGUCAUUAAGCCAAAAAAUUCUCUGCCAGUGAAUACAUUAUUCAGUUUGACAGUUAAUUUUAAUUUUUUUCCUGCAUGUGUUAAAUUAGUUUUCACCGGGAACUUUACAAACAUUAGUUCCAUUUCUUAUUUAUUUAGUGUUGUUCAAGUGUUAUGUUUCUUCUGUACGUCUUGUGUUAAGUGCUCUUAAGUGCUUAAGGAAGUCUUACACGGUGUUCAUUAUACAUGUUUUUUUCUUUUGUAUAAUUUUCAUUUACAUUGGCGUAAAAUGAUUUUGUUGUAAGAAGUUUUGUGUACAAUCCAGCACUAUUUACUAUUUAUAAUAAACUGUAUAAAAAUGCA